ACUCACACUGCAGAAAGGAGAAACGCUCCUCCCCCCGAAGACUUUCUCAGAUGCCUCUGUAUGAUGUGCAGCUAUUACAUCGAUGGGUGGCUACUGGAAUUUUAAUUUUACAGGACAUUUUUGUAAGUGGAAGACCCAAGCAACUUGCAGUUCUUUUACUACCAUCAACUCAGGCACAGUUUCCCCUGGAAGUAUAUUUACAUAGACCUGACCUUGGCAAGGACUUUCCAGCAGCUUUCUUGAUUAUCAGUUAACAAGCUGCAUUGUCAUUUAGUACUAUUAUGGGAGGAGAAGUAAAGUGUGUGAUUACUGGAACCAACAUUAAAGCACUUGGGCGAGCUGUACAUUCCCUUUCACGAAUAGGAGAUGAAUUAUAUUUUGAGCCUUUGGAAGAUGGACUUUGUCUGCGCUCUGUCAAUUCAUCUCGAUCAGCCUAUGCCUGUUUUACACUAGCGCCCCUGUUUUUCCACAGUUAUGAGGCAACAGGUGGAACCUGCCACUGCAAGAUACACAUGAAGUCAGUGAUUAGUGUUUUUCGCUCCCUCCCAUCUUUGGAGAAGACUGUAGAGAAAUGUCUCAUCAGCCUCAAUACCACAAAUAGUCGCCUAGUCAUCCAGCUUCUAUGCAAAUAUGGAAUUACGAAAACACACAAUUUGUCAUAUCAAGACUGUGAGUCUCUACAGGCUGUGUACAACCCCGAUACCUGUCCUAAUAUACUGAGAGCUCCUGCAAGACUGCUCUCAGAUGCUGUGAUGCACUUCCCUCCGACUCUUGCAGAGAUUACAUUAAUGGCAAGCCCUUGUGGAAAAGUUACCUUACGGAAUUAUGUUGAGGAGGAUGUAGAUGCGACUAAAGCCAUGCUAACAGAGCUAGCCCUGAGUAGGGAUGAAUUCCUGGUGUACAAUCUAAAGAAACAGAGCGACAUAACCUUCUGUUUGCGUGAAUUCCGGGGACUUCUGAGUUUUGCAGAAUCGACUAGCCUUCCAGUCUCUAUACAUUUCAACAGUGCUGGUUGUCCAGCUGUAUUCAGUGUCGAUGAUACAGUACUUGAAGUGCAUUUUGUUCUUGCUACUCUUUCUGACACAGACAGAGCAUCACAGACAGAGUCUCAGAACAACAGACCCUUGCUUUCAACAGAGGAUGACUUUUUAGGUGAUGAUAUAGACUAUAUGAUUGCAAUGGAAACCACUCUUGCAAAUCCUUCCCCACCCACUAGUCCUACCUUCUGCAAUCGCUCUAGCAUAAUUCCUUUACAAGAAUCUCAGGGUCUAUCAAGUGAUGAUGAACUCGAAACAGGAGUCCCUGGGACACCUCCCAACAAGAAGUUUCGGUCCCUUUUUUUUGGGUCUAUUCUGGCAAGCUCCGGUCAUUCAAAUCAAGAGAUUUUGGCUGAAGAUAGUGAUGGAGAAGAAUAAUAACGAAGAGCAUCUAACAUUCCCUGAUAACAAUGUGGUCUGAAUUUAGAACUAGGUGUUGGUGACGCUAGAGGCACAAAAAGAGUAUAUUUUCACAGAAUAGUACUGAAGUCACUGAUGUUACACACAUUUAUUUAAUUAAAGCUGAGUGAGUUGGCUUGGGCUACAA
Molecule: messenger RNA, 1584 nt
Organism: Xenopus laevis (African clawed frog)
Lineage: Eukaryota; Metazoa; Chordata; Amphibia; Anura; Pipidae
Gene: rad9a.L
Product: RAD9 checkpoint clamp component A L homeolog
Exons: 13
Coding region: 282-1415 (377 amino acids)
Biological process (GO): DNA replication checkpoint signaling; cellular response to ionizing radiation; DNA damage checkpoint signaling
Cellular component (GO): nucleus; checkpoint clamp complex
Molecular function (GO): double-stranded DNA 3'-5' DNA exonuclease activity
Source: RefSeq, a predicted model, not a curated record